Messenger RNA from Diabrotica virgifera virgifera (western corn rootworm), 617 nucleotides. RefSeq names its product perlucin-like. Gene Ontology annotation, cellular component: external side of plasma membrane. The record is from RefSeq and is a predicted model, not a curated record. Gene Ontology annotation, molecular function: carbohydrate binding. Gene Ontology annotation, biological process: biological process involved in interspecies interaction between organisms. NCBI's taxonomy places the organism in Eukaryota, Metazoa, Arthropoda, Insecta, Coleoptera, Chrysomelidae. The transcript is spliced from 4 exons. Bases 49 to 531 code for a protein of 160 amino acids.
GUAUUUUGUUUAGUUGUUUGAAAACUGUUUGUAUCAGAAUUAAUAAAAAUGAUCCGUUUAAUAAGUUUAAUUCUCUACUUUAGUUAUUUGUGCAAAACGGGAGAAUCGUGUGAUGGGGAUAAUCCAAAACUUCGAUAUUUUUUGGGAGCUAAAAAGGUAAAUUGGGCUGCCGCAAUUAAAUUAUGUCAAACUGUUGGAAUGUCCUUAGUAAGUAUUCAGAAUAAAGAAAAGAGUGACCAAAUUACGCAGUUUCUUGAAUCAACAGGUGUGAAUUACGAUAGUUAUGAUACCGCUAUUUGGACUUCAGGCAACAGGUUGCAGGAUAAAGUCAACUGGUUUUGGUUAGCUAGAGAACCUGUGAGGUUUACGAAUUGGGAUACUCGGUACAAUGAACCCAAUAAUUAUGGGGGAAACGAAGAAUGUAUAAGCAUCCUUAAAGACGGAGCUAUUACUACCUGGAACGACAUUGCCUGUAAUCGAGAAUUUUAUCCCUUGUGUGAGAAAAGCAUGUGCUGUUCUCUUUUAAAUUAAUAAGAUGUUUUAGAAUAAGUGUAUCUAGUAACUUCUUAAUACAGAUUAUACAAUAAUACAAGUUAAUAAAGAAGUACUUUUAAUAA